Messenger RNA from Aspergillus piperis CBS 112811, 2043 nucleotides. Its product is annotated as WD40 repeat domain-containing protein. The coding region runs from base 1 to 2043 and encodes 680 amino acids. Lineage: Eukaryota; Fungi; Ascomycota; Eurotiomycetes; Eurotiales; Aspergillaceae. Gene Ontology annotation, cellular component: Cul4-RING E3 ubiquitin ligase complex. The transcript is spliced from 6 exons. Gene Ontology annotation, molecular function: protein binding. Gene Ontology annotation, biological process: proteasome-mediated ubiquitin-dependent protein catabolic process. The record is from RefSeq and is a predicted model, not a curated record.
AUGAGUACUAGUCCUCCUCCUCCGCCGCCGCCGUCUGGCUCGCCCCCCGCCCAACCGGGGUCUCCUCCGUCCCGAGAUUCUGGAACUGUAUGGCAUCCCGCUAGGGAAUGGUUGGAAGAGGACGAGGAUGAGGAUGAUAUGGACUAUGAGCCGGAUGAAAUAGAGGCAGAAGAAGAAGAGCUAGAUGCGGAAUUGUAUGAAGACGAGGAAGACAUUGAUGAUGCUGAUGAUCAUCGCUUCGGUAAUAUACAUAUUGAAUUCGCCAUGGAUGAGUCGGAUCAUGAGCAGCAGGGUGAGGAGCGUCACGAGGGAAGGCACAAUAGAGUUUCCGCAGCUCGAUUACUGAACCUCCUGGCUUCGAAUGGUCUGCGCCAUAUCCUACAUUAUAACGGACUACAUGACGCCAACGUGGUAGAGGACGACGAGGAAGAAGAUUACGAGUUCGGGUUCUUCGGAUACCGGCGACGAGCACGACGAUCGGGAGGUCAGCAGUUCCCCAAAGUACCAAGCGAAGAGGGAGCGCAGCUCAUGGGUUCUGGCGAUUUCGGUUCCAACCCUCACUAUGUGGACAAACUCAAGAGGCGCAAACAGGCCCUUGCGACGAAGAUCAUGUGGCGAGAACUGGGGGUGGAUGUGUCGGGGCCGCAGAGGAGGGAUAUGCAGUCGAUAACUCAGGGACUUAUUCCGGGCUCGGUGGCGGAUAAGAUCGUUCAUUUCGACUCGCGGUGCUAUUCUGGACAGUUCUCGGACGAUGGGAAUUUCUUCUUCUGCUGCGCUCAGGACUUCAAGGUCAGGAUGUACGAUACGUCCAAUCCGUUCGAGUGGAAGUAUUACAAGACCGUGGACUACCCGUUUGGGCAGUGGACUAUCACCGACGCCAGUCUGAGUCCGGACAAUAAGUUCCUGGCGUACAGUUCAAUUCGGAAUCUGGUCUGUCUUGCGCCUACCGAUCCAGCGGAUUCCUCGGAUCCGGCUAUAUUGGAUUUGUCGUCGCUUUCAGGAAGGCGAGGCGGGCGCGGCCUGUAUGGCAAUUCUCAUUUCGGGAUCUGGUCGAUUCGAUUUUCGGGCGACGGUCGGGAAAUCGUGGCUGGCACAUCCGAUCAGUCGGUUAUUGUUUACGAUUUAGAAACGCGCCAGUCUGUCCUGCGGCUGCAGAACCACGAAGAUGACGUGAACGCUGUCUGCUUCGGCGACAAGUCAUCUCCCCAUAUUCUUUAUUCGGGCUCGGACGAUACCACGCUGCGCGUGUGGGAUCGACGCUCGAUGGGCGACGGGCGCGAGGCCGGUGUGUUCAUGGGUCAUACAGAAGGGUUAACUUAUGUUGACAGCAAGGGCGACGGGCGAUACGUACUAUCCAACGGCAAAGAUCAGUCGAUGAAGCUCUGGGAUUUGAGAAAGAUGAUGACGACCGCCAAGUUCGACACCAUCGAUGUUAAUCGAUACACGACCGGUUUCGACUAUCGAUUUGAACCGUACCCCGACGACUAUUACGAACCUCAUCCCCAUGACUGUUCGGUAGUAACGUUCCGGGGCCACCGCGUGCUCAAGACUCUCAUUCGCUGCCACUUCUCCCCUCCGGGCAGCACCAACUCGAGAUAUGUGUAUACGGGCAGCGAAGACGGUAAGGUAUACGUAUAUAAUCUGGAUGCCACACUUGCAGGCACGAUUGAUGUAGGGCAAGCGACGGCCAACUCGCGGCCGCGCGAUCCGGAUAUCUUCACCGCUGCGUAUGAAAUCCGUAGCAGUCGCAGCGAUGUGAUGUGGAAGACAUGCGUUCGGGAUGCCAGCUGGCACCCGAACUCCCCUGUCUUGGCAGCAACGUCCUGGAAUGGUUGGGGAUUGUCCACUGGUACGUGCACACUGCAUACCUGGAAUGACGGGGUGGAUAGCGAUGAGGGCGAUCCACCGGUGGCAGGGAACUACGACAGCCGAUUGAACUCGGUUCGGGAAUUCAACUUAUUCAGGGAGAAGAUGAUGCAGAGCCGAAGUCGACCAGUCCAAAGAUCUGCAUUGGACGAUGAGUUACAUUAUGAGUUAUGGUGA